Messenger RNA from Acanthosepion pharaonis, 717 nucleotides. NCBI's taxonomy places the organism in Eukaryota, Metazoa, Mollusca, Cephalopoda, Sepiida, Sepiidae. The record is from the annotation of a GenBank genome assembly.
AUGCAAUAUUGUGUAGGGAAAUGUGCAAAGAAGACAAUAUGUGGAGACAUCACCAUUCCCGAGGAGCAUCUCGAGACUUGUUAUUGCGUGCAUUGUGAUAGUGAUGGCUAUCAACAAAGAGGAACAAAAGGUCCAGGAGUGAACAACACUGAUUUCAUUCUCUAUGUCGCUGCCUUGUCAUCUGAACGAUGUCACCAUGGAAACACAAUUGCUUAUGCAGCUUACUGUCAACAAGAAAGAUCCUUGGACAGACCCGUGGCUGGUUAUUUUAGUAUAUGCCCAAAUUCUUUAUCAACAAGCCCACAACUUCUUUCUACAAUCAAACAUGAAAUCCUUCAUGCAUUGGGUUUCACUGCAGGGUUGUAUGCCUUUUAUCGUGACCGUGAUGGAAAUCCAUUAACAAACCGUUCAGAAAAUUUAGAUGCUUUUUUUUCUCCAUUUUCUUUUACUAAUUUUCCAUUUUCUUUCUUUGACUUUCUUUUUCUUAUUUUUCCUUUCCUUUUUUUUUUAUUUUCUAUUUUCCUUUGCCUUUUUUCAUUCCUUUUCCCUUUUUUGUCCUUUUUUGUUCUUUUUGUCCUUUUUUGUUCUUUUUGUCCUUUUUUGUUCUUUUUUAAUUUUUUGCUCUUUUUUUAUUUUUUGUUUUUAGCCUUUUUUGCCUUUUUUUCUUUUUUCUCUUUUCCUGUUCUUCUUUCUCUUUUCCUGUUGUUUUUAGUUUAA